Coregonus clupeaformis (lake whitefish) is the source of this 1272-nucleotide messenger RNA. RefSeq names its product nucleoside diphosphate kinase, mitochondrial. The record is from RefSeq and is a predicted model, not a curated record. NCBI's taxonomy places the organism in Eukaryota, Metazoa, Chordata, Actinopteri, Salmoniformes, Salmonidae. Gene Ontology annotation, biological process: CTP biosynthetic process; GTP biosynthetic process; UTP biosynthetic process. Gene Ontology annotation, molecular function: nucleoside diphosphate kinase activity. The transcript has 5 exons. The coding region runs from base 113 to 739 and encodes 208 amino acids.
CGGGGGUGGGACUCGUGAUUUUCUUUAAAGGGAACACUACUGGCUGUGCUGAACUACAAUCUUACAGGUAGAUAAGUUGAAGAUAAGUCUACUAUAACUUUGGUUUGUUGAAAUGAUGGUUCUAUUUCAAAGGUGUGCGCUGAAAAACCUUAUCCUGCCGAGUCCGUACUGUUGGGGUCGGGGAGUUCUACCAGCGAGUAAAAGUUAUAUCACUGAGUUCGCAUUUUGCCUCCUGCUUGGGCAUCGACGCACUGGAUACAGUACCAUUACAGGGAUCCCUGGUGUGAGAGAACGUACUCUUAUUGCAGUGAAACCAGAUGGGGUCCAGCGCCGCCUUGUGGGACAGAUAAUGCAACGCUUUGAGCAGAGAUGCUUCAAACUGGUGGGCAUGAAGAUGCUGCAGGCACCAGAGGAGCUGCUCUCUCAGCACUACCAGGAGUUAAGGAUGAAGCCCUUUUACCCCAGUCUCCUGCACUACAUGACCUCUGGUCCCAUAGUUGUUAUGGUGUGGGAGGGUCAUAAUGUGGUCCGGACAUCCCGGAUCAUGGUAGGAGACACCAACCCAUCCGAGGCCCGAGCAGGCACCGUCCGGGGGGAUUUCAGCAUUCACAUCAGCAGAAAUGUGGUCCAUGCCAGUGAUUCAGUAGAGGGGGCUCAGAGGGAGAUCCAGUUGUGGUUUCAUCAAAAUGAACUGAUGGAUUGGGACGGCUAUGACCACAAUAGCACCUACGAGCUUUGAGAAAGAGAUGGAAGGCAGAGAUGGAAAGAGCGUGAACGAGGUAGAACGGCCAUCUUGCAAUACUCAGUGCCCCACCUGCAAUCCUCAGCCUUCUCCAUCGUGGGUGGGUCCAAUACCCCAGAGCCCCUCGCCUACUUGUAUACAGUAAUGUAUAGUCCUCACCAUAUGUAUUUGGACAGUGAAAUUAAAAUGUACAUUUUGGCUCUAUACUCCAGCAUUUUGGAUUUGAGAUCAAAUGAUCCAUAUGACACUAUAUUAGAAUGUUAGUUUAUUUGAGGCUGAUUUCAUGAAAAUCUGUUUUACCAUUUAGACAUAAAAGCACUUUAUAUAUUUAGUCCCUCCAUUUGAAGAAAUCAUAAGUAUUUGGACAAAUGUACUUAUAGUGUAGUCUAAUGUUAGUAUUCGGUCCCAUAUCGCUUGGACCUAAUGACUUCAAGUUUGCAACUCUACAAACUCAUUGGCUGCAUUUGCAAUUUGUUUUUAAUGUAUUAUGGGACAUGUCUUACCCAAUAGUAACUAAAUUGUGAAUGGUG